GCAUGCCUUUCGAUGACGGAACCAGGACCGCCAGGACCGGAUGGACGUGAGGGACCGCCGGGACGAAAUGGACCUAGAGGAAAUAAAGGUCCUCGAGGAACGACGGGACUUAGUGGGGAACCAGGACAACCAGGGCCACAGGGAGGGCCAGGUCCAAGAGGUCCACAAGGACCACGAGGUGCUGAAGGACCGAAAGGGGAAACGGGACCAAUGGGUGGAUGA
Molecule: messenger RNA, 222 nt
Organism: Acanthocheilonema viteae
Lineage: Eukaryota; Metazoa; Nematoda; Chromadorea; Rhabditida; Onchocercidae
Source: the annotation of a GenBank genome assembly